CCACCGUUCUGAAGAGGCUCGUUCUCUCUACCGCCUCACUCAUUCAACACUGUCCGGGCUGAAUUUAGCAACGGGCAGAGAAAAUGUUGCGAAGGAGGACAGCCGGACAGGACAGCGGUGAAAGUGCUCAGCCUGACAGGAAAAAGGCAACCUGCGAGGCGCCUGCUGCUGUGAACAAACAGCAGGAAAAGAGGAGCUGCUGGUCCACUGUGGUUUUAUUAGGGAAGAUUCUCCUUCUUGUUAUCUUCGUCCCACCUUUCCUCAAUUAUGCCUCACUUCAAAGAGAAAGACAGGAGCUCAGCCCUAAAGGUGGGCAAUUAAUAGAUGUUGGUCUAGGCCAGAAGAUCAGCCUCAUCUGCAAAGGCCACGGACGACCAGUUGUAAUUCUGGACGCUCCGACGGGGAUGUCUUCAGACGUUUGGUAUCACGUGCAGGAGAGCAUCUCACAAACAACAAAGGUUUGUGCGUAUGACCGAGUGGGGCUGGGCUUCAGCUGGAGAGUGAUGGAGAACCAGACGACAGGCAUGGAGAAAGUGUGGAGAUCAUCUACCACUGGAAGGAUGGUGGACGACCUCCACAGAUUGGUCAAGGCUGCUGAGAUAGCCACACCCUUUAUUCUGGUUGGCUCGGAGCUGGGUGCGCUUAAUGGCAGGUUCUACAGCCACAUCCAUGACGCGCAAGUGUCGGACUUGGUGUUGAUCAGUCCGAUUCCAGAGGACAUCUUUGAGGAGGAGAAGUGGCAGCAGUACUGGUACACACACCUGGUGCCCACCCUGCAGAUGAUGCAGCUGUCUGCGGCUGCGGGGGUGAGUCGUCUUCUCCUCAUCCUGGGCCUUCUGCAGCCCACCCUCAGAGGAGAUGACGUCUCCGAAGAGGUCAUUCAGCGGCAGAAAUACCUGUUAAGUAACCCGGCUCACCAGAGCAGUGCGGUGGACGAACACUUCUUCCUCAACGAGAGUGCGUCUCAAGUGAGAGAGAUUUCCAAAUUCAAGCCACUGUCGAGCAGCACAUCAGUGAGUGUCAUCGUUGGAGAUUCUUUUGAUGAACAGCUUCCUGCUCAUCUCAACCAGGUUUUUGCUGAACUUCAGAGGAAGGCUUUAGAGCGGGUUUACCCACAGGCCCACCGCAUUCACAUUCGGGGGGCGGACCGUCGCAUGAUCUAUAAAAAGCCGUCAUCGGUAAGCAAACAUUUACUGGAGCUGGUGUCAAAGAGACAGACCAAACAGCAGAGGCAGUGAGGCAGUGCUCAAACAUGUCUGCCUUCCGAACAGCAGUAGGACGUUUCCUAUUGGGAAAGAGUCACUCGCAUUCACAGCUGUGCUGUAUCAUCACAUUGUUUUUUUUUUUCAUUGAAAAACUGGCUUUUUUUUGGGUGAGGUUUUACAUUUUGGGUGUGUAUUAUAAUGGUAACAGAAUCUUUUUGUGGAUAAAGACUUGUUAUAUGUACUAUUGUCUUUUUCUAUUUGUAACAGUAUUUAGUAAAAGAAGACAAAACAUCAGAUUUAUCCUGAGGAUUGAAGUUUAAUUAUGACACCACAUCAAAAUAAAAAUUUCCAACAGCUCUGGAA
Colossoma macropomum (tambaqui) is the source of this 1568-nucleotide messenger RNA. RefSeq lists its product as uncharacterized. The transcript has 11 exons. The coding region runs from base 84 to 1238 and encodes 384 amino acids. The record is from RefSeq and is a predicted model, not a curated record. NCBI's taxonomy places the organism in Eukaryota, Metazoa, Chordata, Actinopteri, Characiformes, Serrasalmidae.